AUGGCACGGAGGUUGUCAUCAAUCUGUUCGUUCGGGCUCUUACGAUUGUGGAUUUGGGCUACGCUGACAGGGUUCUCGACGAAGAAUGUGUUCCCGCAUGUCUUUAUUCAGGUCCACGAGAAUCAGCGAUUCCCAAGGCAGCUGGUCCAGAGGCAUGCCUGUGCUCCUAAGCCACCUUCUCCCGAUCCCAUCGACAAGUUGCUGGAGGCCUUGGUUAUGCAGGACAAUGAGCAGAUGAGACGUGUGCUUGCCGAUGCGGUGCGGACGGUUUUGCAGGCCGAGGCCGAGAAGAAGGUGACCGUGGCGGAGGCCGAGAAGAAGGUCGCAGAGGCCACAGCCGACAAGAAGGUCGCAGAGGCCGCAGCCGACAGGAAAGUCGCUGAGGCCGACAAGAAAGUCGCUGAGGCCGACAAGAAGGUCGCUGAGGCCGAAUUCCAGAAAAAGAUCACGCAAAAAGAUCUGAAAACAUCGGAAGACAACCUCUUGGCAGUCAAGGGCGAGCUCACUGCAAGGGACAUGAUGGAGCGAUUCGCAAACAAGGAGUACGGGACGAGCCCAACAGCUCAAGUGAUGCAGUCCAUA
Symbiodinium pilosum is the source of this 582-nucleotide messenger RNA. The record is from the annotation of a GenBank genome assembly. NCBI's taxonomy places the organism in Eukaryota, Dinophyceae, Suessiales, Symbiodiniaceae.